CACGCCGUACAUUUCACUCCCUCCAUAUUUUCGAACUGGACUUGGCUGCUGAACAAAUCAGCAGCAGCUGCUUACAACCAAUCCCUGUUGAACAGAUCAAAACUUAGACACAUGUUCAGCCGGGAUUGGUUGUAAGCAGUAGCUGCUGCUGAUCUGUUUAGCAGCGAAGUUCUAUCCCAUAUUUUCCUUCUCUUCCUCCUUUUUCUUCUCCUUGUUUUUGGUUGUCGGUGGGCUGAGAGUUUCAGUGCGUUCAACUGCCAUGGCUUCCUCUCUCGUUUCCAUACCAUUCCUCGGAGCUCCAACCACCAAUGCCCUUUCUGGUCUUCGGACCACCUCGUCCUCCGUUCAAUUUGUGAUGCGCCCUAGAACCGCAAAGAAACUACAGGUGCAGGCAGCCGGGAACAUUACCGGGAAUCAUUUUCGUGUUACAACUUUUGGGGAAGCUCAUGGAGGUGGUGUUGGUUGUGUAAUUGAUGGAUGCCCUCCUCGUUUGCCCCUCUCCGAAAAGGAUUUGCAGGGUGACCUUGAUAGAAGGAGGCCAGGCCAGAGUCCAAUUACUACCCUUAGGAAGGAAACUGACACAUGCCGAAUACUUUCGGGAGUUCAUGAAGGAGUGACAACUGGGACACCAAUUCUUGUGCUUGUACCCAAUACUGAUCAGAAAGGACGUGUUUAUGACGAAAUGUCGGUAGCUUAUAGGCCUUCGCAUGCAGAUCGAACUUAUGACCAGAAGUAUGGAAUCAGAUCGGUGCAGGGUGGUGGUAGAUCUUCUGCUAGAGAAACAAUUGGAAGAGUUGCUGCUGGAGCCCUUGCCAAGAAAAUCCUCAAGGCUUUCUCAGGAACUGAGGUCCUAGCUUAUGUUUCACAAGUUCAGAAGGUUGUGCUGCCCGAGGAAUUGGUUGAUCAUCACACUUUGACACUCGAUCAGGUGCGAUAAUGAAUAUUAAUUUAAGAUCUUUCGUAGCAAGCCACUCGAGAGUAGCAACAAAAAAUGAGAGUCCAGGAAAAGGAAUAGCAUUCCAAUCUGUCUCAUUCCUUUAUAAGUGAGGUGCAGACUAAAACUCUGACUGUUAUUGUAGUCUAUAAAGUAAUUACCGGGAGGCUUCUCCAUUCAUAUUCAAACAGUACCUCACAUCUACAAACUUGAGUACCUCAAUUUGCAGCAUGACGUUUUAGGCUUUUGAUCUUGGCAGCAGUUGUCUCCACGGCUCUAUGAACACCAACGGCAGCCUCUUCCGCCUUGUUCAUCUUCAAAGGUUAAACCUCUCUGACAAUAACUUCAAUUACUCUCAAACUCCAACCAGCAUUAGGAAAUUUCCCAAGCCUUACUCAUCUUGACCCCUUUAGCUCUGUCUUUUCUGGUCAAGUCCCUUCUCAAGUUUCAUUGUUUAUCCAAGUUGACAUACCUUGAUCUAUCUCUCAAUCUCGAUAGAUUGUCAAAAAUGAGAAUCGUCUUGAAACUUGCAACAUCGGAUCUUGGCAGCCUAGUUCAAAACUAAACUAGUCUAGGAGUACUUUCUCUCAACUUCGUAAACAUAUAAUGGCUAAUUUAUCAUCUUUGACAACCCUAGCCCUCAGGAACUGUCACCUGUUUGGUGAAUUUCCGGUGAGAAUUUUCCGACUACCAAACUUAGAAAGUCUUAAUGUGAGAACCGAGGUCUGACUGGAUAUUUUCCUGAAUUUAAUCGAACUAGUCCUCUCAUGGUUCUGAAAGUUUCCUAUACCAAGUUUUUCGGGAACAUACCUUAUUCGUUAGGAAAGCUUGAUUCACUGCUAGAGUUGGAUGUGGUUCAUUGCUAAUUUUCGAAAGGGUUGGUUCCAGCGAUUGAUUGGCUAUGCAGCUCACUUAUCUAGACAUU
This is a messenger RNA of Malus domestica (apple), 1859 nucleotides long. The record is from RefSeq and is a predicted model, not a curated record. NCBI's taxonomy places the organism in Eukaryota, Viridiplantae, Streptophyta, Magnoliopsida, Rosales, Rosaceae.